GGGGUAGGGAUAACUAAAGAUAACGGCCGGGAGGGAACUCCACAAGACAGGGAGAGUCAGAGAAAAUGGGCAACAAGUGCGGCGGCUUCGGCCAUGGCAGGUGAUUCGAGGACUCAGCACGAGGCGAGAGUAGGGACCGGGAAGAGCCGGAAAACCCGCCUGUGAUUGGCCGUCCAGGGGUAUCGGUCGCUUGUGAUUGGUGAAGUCCAAACAGACAGCUGCGUUUUGAACCGCGUAGGGUUCUGGGUAGCAAAGGCCUUGCAAAGGUCUUAACCGAAAGGGGGAGGGGGAAGGUCGCCAACAAACGGCUGAGCUCACAAUCCAGGCCGGGGCGUCCCUCUCCCCCAUGGAGAGAGCCAGACAGGAGCCGCCGCCGCAACAGCGCCCGUUGCAUCCCGCUCCGCCCCCGCUGCCGGUCGAGGGCACCACCUUUUGGGCAGGGGCCGUGGAGCCCCCUCCGUCGCCUCCCACACUAAGCGCGGCCGCCAGUGCGACCUUGGCCUCGUCGUGCGGGCUGUCCGUGGCGUCCGGCUUACAGCCCGCGGUGCAGCGGCUGCUGCAGGUGAAGCCAGAGCAAGUGUUGCUGCUACCACAGCCUCAAGCCUGGGACGAGGAAGCCGCUGCCUCGCCCGCGCAGGCGCGGCUGUUGCAGUUCAGGCCCGACCUUCGGCUCCUGCCGCCGUCGUCAGCGUCCGAGGGCGCCCCCUCCAGGCCGGAGUUGCACCCGGUGCAGCCCCGGGCGCUGCACUUCAAGGCCAAGAAGCAGGAGCUGGGGCCCGGCCUGGACCCGUCAUUGGGUCCUCGUGGGGGCGUCGAGACCGGUCCUAGAGUCUCCAGGGUGGUAAAGUUGGAAGGCCCCGGACCGGCCCUUGGCUACUUCCGAGGGAGCGAGAGGGGCAAGCUGGAGGCCGAGGAGGUCAUGAGAGACGCGAUGAAAGGCGGGGAAGGCAAAAGCCCGGCGGCCAUCCGAGAAGGUGUGAUCAGAACGGAGGAACCCGAGAGACUCCUCGAAGACUGCAGGCUCGGCGCAGAGCCCGCGUCCAAUGGCCUAGUUCAUGGCAGCGCGGAGGUCAUCUUGGCCCCAACGUCCGGUGCCUUUGGGCCGCACCAGCAAGACCUCAGGAUCCCUUUGACUCUCCACACGGUCCCCCCUGGGGCCCGGAUCCAGUUUCAGGGAGCUCCGCCUUCAGAGCUGAUAAGAUUGACCAAAGUCCCCCUUACACCAGUGCCUAUUAAAAUGCAGUCCCUACUGGAGCCUUCUGUAAAAAUCGAAACCAAAGAUGUCCCGCUCACCGUGUUGCCCUCAGAUGCAGGCAUACCAGACACUCCCUUCAGUAAGGACAGAAAUGGUCAUGUGAAGCGACCCAUGAACGCAUUUAUGGUUUGGGCAAGGAUCCACCGACCAGCACUAGCCAAAGCUAACCCAGCAGCCAACAAUGCAGAAAUCAGUGUCCAGCUUGGGUUAGAGUGGAACAAACUUAGUGAAGAACAAAAGAAACCCUAUUACGAUGAAGCACAAAAGAUUAAAGAAAAGCACAGAGAGGAAUUUCCUGGUUGGGUUUAUCAGCCUCGUCCAGGGAAGCGAAAACGAUUCCCUCUAAGUGUUUCCAAUGUAUUUUCUGGUACCACACAGAAUAUCAUCUCUACAGAUCCUACAACAGUUUAUCCUUAUUGCUCACCUACAGACUCUGUGGUAAUUCCCAGCCUACAGAAUCCCAUCACUCAUCCAGUUGUACAUGCCCUUACAGUCGGCCUCCCUUUGGCUAUGGAAAUUUUCCUGGUUCAGUGCCAGAAUGCCUUGGUUAUUAUGAAGACAGGUACCAAAAACAUGAGGAUAUAUUUUCAGCUUUAAAUAGAGACUAUUCUUUCAGAGACUACUCAAGUGAACGCACACACAGCGAAAAUUCUCGGAGUUGUGAGAACAUGAAUGGAACUUCUUUCUAUAACAGUCAUAGCCACAGUGGGGAAGAAUACUUAAACCCUGUGCCUCAACUGGACAUUGGAGCCUUGCAGAAUGUCUUCACAGCCCCGACAUCAACUCCUUCCAGCAUCCAGCAAGUCAAUGUCACUGACAUUGAUGAGGAGGAAGAAGAAAAAGUGCUCAGGGAUUUAUAAUUUUAAAACAAAUAUGCACAGAAAAUAAACAUUUCUUAAAAUACAUUCUGGGUCAGUUGGUAUGAGAAAAAAAAAGCCUAGAAUUCUUUGUUGAAAGUUUUUUCAGUCAUGAUUUGAGGAGUUAAAACCAAAUACAAUUUAUGUCUUCAUAAACUUUUCAUUAGUGAAACUAGAGUCUGGAUGUUUCAUUGUAGGAAUAUUUAAGUUAUUAAGUAGUUUAUUUUUAAUGGCUGAAAUUUGCAUCAAUAUGUAUUAUUAUUACUUUAUCCUGGGACAUGCAAAAUACUGAAGCCUCACAAUUGUAUGUGAGGGGAAAAGGGGUAUAAAUCUGGCAUAGUGUGAUUUUUAUUUUAUCUCAGGAUACAUUUUUUAAAAUGAUUUUUUGUUUGCUGUUUAUGUAAUACUUAUGGAUGCUGUCAAUUUUUGAUGUAACAUUUUGAAAGUAUUUUGACAACUCAGUGAACUUGGACUCGGUUGCUAAAUUUAACUUACACUAAUAACAGAUUAUAAGUUCCAAAUGUGUUUUAAUGGCACCUGGGUGAUUCCUUCAGCUAAAUUUAGUCAUUUCUGUUUCUAAAUAUUUUAUCAUUUUAAAGUAUUUUUUUUCCAUUUGGCAUACAUUGUUCUUUGUUGUAAUUAAAUAA
Messenger RNA from Piliocolobus tephrosceles (Ugandan red Colobus), 2759 nucleotides. RefSeq names its product SRY-box transcription factor 30 (gene SOX30). NCBI's taxonomy places the organism in Eukaryota, Metazoa, Chordata, Mammalia, Primates, Cercopithecidae. Gene Ontology annotation, molecular function: sequence-specific double-stranded DNA binding; DNA-binding transcription factor activity, RNA polymerase II-specific. Gene Ontology annotation, cellular component: nucleus. The record is from RefSeq and is a predicted model, not a curated record. The transcript has 4 exons. Gene Ontology annotation, biological process: regulation of transcription by RNA polymerase II. Bases 347 to 1852 code for a protein of 501 amino acids.